AUUAUAAUCAGAACGUGCCAACCUAGUUACGAGUAUGCUGAAAGAAUUAACUAGAUUUUCCCUCCAGCAUCGGACGCUGUAUUGUUAUGUGAUUUUGAGCAUAUGGAUAUUCUUAUUAAUAGCUGGGAUGUACAAGUACAUUGGAUCAAUAGAAAUGAACAAUAAUUUACUAACAAUUCAGGGAUUCGGCUACCAUAAAACUAAAGAAUAUUUCAUCGAUGACGAGGGUUUUACGAGCUCCUUCAUGCCUAAUAGGUAUUUAAACCAAAGCGAGUGUACACACCCUACCAUGCUAAUAGCUGGUGAGGAGGGAGGCUCUCUAGAAGGCUGGAAUUUGCAGGGGAUAUUACUUCUUAUACGGCACGGAGAUCGAGGCCCUAUGGCGCAUGUACGAGGUAUCAGUGGAGUUGAUUGUGGAUACGAGAAUGACCCAGCCCUUGAUAGGUACGUAAACUUCGUUCAGAACUCAACCACAAGCAGUACUACAAGUGGCUACUGGAUGAAAACAGGUCCUUUUCAUGGAUUCCCUCUUCUCCCGGCCGCCACUAAGCUUUGUAUGUUGGCACAGCUAACCCAUAAAGGAAUAGCACAAAUGCUUCGCGUUGGAGACAUCGUCAGACAGAAAUACGCCAGCCUCUUGGGGUUGUACAAACGAUAUCCUUCUAAUGGCUCAAUGAAAAAUACACCGCAAAACGGUACGGAUGUUAAUACUAAGCAGACGGCUGUAGGAGCUUUGUAUAAUAUUGAUGAUGUAGUUAUCUACUCGACACGCUACCGCCGUACUUUUCAAUCUGGAAUGGCUCUUCUAUUCGCAGCUCUGCCACAUGAAAAGUGGCUAGGAUUGCACAUCCAGGAGAGCCACAGCUUGUCAUAUUGCUUUUCAGAUUGCGCCUGUCCGCAAGCAGAAAAGCUGAAGAGAUCUCUUGCUAAUGAAAUGAGUUGGCACCUCGCUCAGCAUCCGGCUAUUGGAGCAAUCACCCAAUGGAUCGGCGCAACGAUACUACAAAAUCCACAAGCUACUUCAGGACAAAUUAAUCCACUGGAUGUUCGAGAUGCGCUUUUAUCACAUAUUUGCCACGCAGCCCCUCUGCCAUGCCGUAAAGCUCAUGAAGCAAAAAGCAGCCAAAGCAGUUCAACAGCAGAUCCAUUAGGUUUCGAUCUUAUCAAUAUUGAUCAAGAUGAAGAUAACUCUGUUGGAACAGCGCCGUUCAACCACGUCAAUGUGGAUCAAACUGAUAACCCAGUUGAGCAGCAAUCAUCGGAUGAUGAAGGAUGUGUGGAACAAGCCCACGUAACUGCGUUAAUGUCCUAUGUCCAUUGGGCUGGUGAGAAAGAGUUAUACGGCCAAACGAUGCGGCAACAAGGAUUACUUCGUUCAUAUGGUUUGCUUAGAAAUAUCGUAUCUUUCAUGCUCAAAAUGAUAUCGGGAGAUCCAGUCAAACUCGUACUGUACUCGGCUCACGAUAAAACUAUUGAGUAUCUGAUUGCGUCCUUGGGAGUGCGCUUGGAGCACCCGUUUGUUCCGUAUGCAUCACGAAUGGUGUUUGAAGUAUAUAAAAGUGAAAAGGAUAUCCAACACUACUUUCGGCUGGUGUAUAACGGAAGAGAUAUUACAAAUGCGAUCGAUGUUUGCGCUAGUGGCAAAAGUCUUAGAGUUCCUAGAGGUAAUCGUGGUGGACGUGGUUACCUUUGUCCGAUUGAAAAUAUAAUUCGUUUCAUACACGAUGACUAUUUUCAUUCUCUCAAUGCAACAAAUUACAAAGAUGCCUGCAUGAUUAAACAGGAAUUGUAACACUAGCAUUAAUAAU
Molecule: messenger RNA, 1808 nt
Organism: Anopheles darlingi
Lineage: Eukaryota; Metazoa; Arthropoda; Insecta; Diptera; Culicidae
Product: 2-phosphoxylose phosphatase 1
Exons: 2
Coding region: 35-1792 (585 amino acids)
Biological process (GO): dephosphorylation
Molecular function (GO): phosphatase activity
Source: RefSeq, a predicted model, not a curated record